This is a messenger RNA of Scleropages formosus (Asian bonytongue), 1211 nucleotides long. It is a transcript of the gene sdf2, whose product is annotated as stromal cell-derived factor 2. The coding region runs from base 34 to 705 and encodes 223 amino acids. Lineage: Eukaryota; Metazoa; Chordata; Actinopteri; Osteoglossiformes; Osteoglossidae. The record is from RefSeq and is a predicted model, not a curated record. The transcript is spliced from 3 exons.
GCCAUUUAAUCAUCUGGAGUUGAGGCGGCCGCGAUGGACGGGUCGGGCAGUUCCUUGCACUUAUUGCCGAACACAUUCCUGGUUCUGUGGUUGUGUACGUUGUCUGCGACCACCGAGAUCAGCUUUGUGACUUGCGGCUCGGUAAUUAAACUGUUAAAUGUGAAACAUAAUGUCAGACUGCACUCUCACGAUGUGCGGUACGGUUCAGGCAGCGGACAGCAGUCUGUAACAGGAGUGACUACGGUGGAGGACAGCAACAGUUACUGGAGUGUGCGAGGCACAAGCAGUCUUACUUGCCAGCGUGGAACUCCGGUGCGAUGUGGACAGACCAUCCGUCUCACACAUGUCAACACCGGCCGGAAUCUGCACAGCCACUACUUUGCAUCACCUCUCUCUGCGAAUCAGGAAGUGAGUGCAUUUGGGGAGAACGGUGAGGGAGACUCCUUGGACGAGUGGAUGGUGCUGUGCGGAGGCACAGUGUGGCAGCGUGACGAAUCUGUACGUUUCCGUCACGCUGCCACAGAGGCCCUGCUGUCUGUCACAGGUGAGCAGUAUGGCAGACCCAUCCAUGGACAGCGAGAAGUGCAUGCCAUGGCAGUAGCCAGUCAGCACAGCUACUGGAGGACCAUGGAGGGAAUCUUCAUGAAGCCCAGUGAGAUGGCAGGAGCCAGAGACAACAGAGGGCCCAGCCAUACAGAGUUUUAGCUCCAAGAGCUCUCUACCCCUUUUCUCAGGGUGGAUGGAAGGAGACAGGUUCAGUGGUUGAAAUGUCACAUGUUUGGGGAUUAUCUGAAGAGUGCAUUUGUGAAAACAAGCUAAAUUCAGCCCUGGCAGUGCUUAACCUGCUGGUUUACACUGUGCCAGUUGCCUGUUUUGAGUUCUUUAAAAACAGAGAGGGCUCAUCUUACCCACUGCUGCAUAGGGUUUAGUAUUUGUAUUACUCUGCUGCAGUUGAUUUAGAUGAAUCGCCAAUUCUAGUGCUGUGAGAAAGUGCUGGACACGGUGGCCACCAUGAAUUUUUGGCUAGCUUUAUCAUAUACCACAGAUUUUGAGUUUUGGACUCACUCAGUGUCUGCAGACCUAGAGAAACAGUUGGUUCUGGUUGGGCAGCCCAUUUCCACAUUUUUAUUCAGAUGUCUGUUUCGGAGAAAGCUAUACUACCAUGCGUCUCACUCCUUUCCCGCUUCUAUUCCUUUGCCGGGAAUAUAAAA